Messenger RNA from Marchantia polymorpha subsp. ruderalis, 2096 nucleotides. NCBI's taxonomy places the organism in Eukaryota, Viridiplantae, Streptophyta, Marchantiopsida, Marchantiales, Marchantiaceae. The record is from the annotation of a GenBank genome assembly.
CGUGCCUUGCAGAUCCGGAUGCCUCGCCCGGCGAGCGUCGUCGUAGGCCAAGUGGGGGCGCCCACCCGAGCCCCUGAUUCUUCCGCACCUCAUCCCUUCCUCGCCGUCUGCUUUUUGAGCAUGUCAUCGCGUUUUGUUUUGAUCGGCAUGCCGCGCUUAGCUUGAUCCAAACGGAUGCGUUGUCCUGCUCGAUCAAGUGUGCGCUGUGGAUCUAUCUCUCUCUUUGUCUUAGGGCAGGUGGAAUUUGAUCCAGCCAUGCGAUGCACGAAGGCCCGAGUUCGCUUCUUUUUAUCAAAAUUCUUUUGUCGCGCGGAGGCUCGAGGUUUCCUUUCGUUCAUGUCGAAUCGCACUAAAUCUCGUCUCGUCUCGUAUCGUCUCGUCUUCCCGACUACCCGAUCGAGAAUGGACCACGCGCAUUUAAUUAUCUAACACUCGUCAUCGCCAUAAGCUGGCCCAAUGUCUCCGUUGCGAUACUACUCUGCAUCGCAUCAUGGAACAAGAUCUAUGCACUUGACACAGGAUGCGUUCCAUUCCCGGCCCCAAAGCGUUGUUGUUAUGCGCAGAAGAUGAUGGGGGAUUACAAUCAUCGUGGUGCGUCCCGGGAGCCGCCGGGACAUGUGACGGCUCCACUCGUGGCCAAAGAGCAAUCAACCUCGGGUAGUCGAGCUUAUAAUUUGAGCCUCGAGCAGGUGUGCCUGGGCCGGGUCGUGGGCCUUCGUUGGUUCAUCAUCAGGAGUCGCAGCAAAUCUUGGACGGCCGACCGGUGAAUGGACUAGAACUCAAAGCGAGCGCUGAGGCGCUCCAUGCACAGGACAAGAAUCGUCUUUGCUGGCCGAUCUUUCUUUUGGCGGUAACUUCUCCGAGACAGAGCGCAUCGUUUGAUUGACCCACAGCUCCGCGCGAAAUGCUUCAAUUCAAUUCUUCAACCCGCAUGCUCGUGGAGAUGAGCUGUGCGAGGGAGGGAGGGAAGGAGAGAGGAAGGAAGGAAGGACGACUAGAGAACGAAGAAAAAAGAAAAGAAAGGCAAGGAAAGGCCGGGGAACGCGUUCGGAUGAUGUCAAAGCGGCUGUAGAAAAGCAACAGCAGCGAGGUGGUGGAGGCCAGAGCGAAGAAGAACGAGAACGACAACACCAGCACCCGCAGAGGAACAUGAAACAUUGAAGUCGCUCGCGGGUCGUUGGGAUUUCUCCGCCACAACGUCAUGGGGUGUCGCAUUCCUCCCGUUCAUGCGGAGGUCGUAGUUGAUCACCUACAACUGCUCUACGUACAAGAAUCUAGCAACAUGUCAGUAGCUCGGUGGUUAGAACAUUUGGGUCAAACUCUUCGCACCGAGCUCCAUUCCAUUCAUCACGUCCACGACCCCCACGCUCCCAACCGAAAAGUUGCUGCUCGCUGCUCGCUGCUCGCACUCUCUCCCAUCCCCAUCCCCAUCCACCCCCCUCCCCUUCCUUUCCCCGGCCACAGGCUAGAGUGGUCCAGCCAGCCCACAGCAGCAGCAGCUGCGACGGAAGGAAUCAACCUCGGCGAUUUGUCAACACCCGAUACGCUACGCGACUCGCCCCUCGUCUACGCCCCCAGGACUAGCUCUCACUCGCUCCCUCCGCUGCCUCCAGGCUCCAUCCGUCUGGCACCAGCUUUAAUUUCGGACUCUCAGCAGUUUGACCGACAUUUCAAGAACAGGGUCGGGUCUGCCUGCAGGCUGCAACCAUUUCCGCUUUUGCCGAGCGGUCGAGCAACUGAUGCUUGCAUUGGAAAAGCGAGAGGAAUAUGUUCCCGAGAUCUAUCUAUCUAUCUAUCUUUCUUGCUCGCUCUCUUUCUUUCCAUGUACAAUCUGUGCCGCAAGUGGAACCAGCUAUGCUGUGUCUAUGGCAGUCUAGGCGCUGCCGUCUGAGGCGGGCUAGAAUAGGCAGCGAUGCAGCGAUAGGCGAGGCCGAUGCGAGGCGAGAUGGCAAUAGCAUGCUAGCGGCGUGGCGUGGCGUGGGCUAGAGUGGCUAGAGUGGCCAGGCCAGGCAUUCUUGACAAACAUCCCAGCCCAGCCGCAAGUUCCCAACAGGCCCCAGCGAAGCUUUCCGAGUCCCGACAUACGACUCCAUCAA